Molecule: messenger RNA, 1301 nt
Organism: Cucurbita maxima (winter squash)
Lineage: Eukaryota; Viridiplantae; Streptophyta; Magnoliopsida; Cucurbitales; Cucurbitaceae
Product: ankyrin repeat-containing protein NPR4-like
Exons: 2
Coding region: 53-1270 (405 amino acids)
Cellular component (GO): plasma membrane
Molecular function (GO): protein phosphatase regulator activity; protein phosphatase 1 binding
Source: RefSeq, a predicted model, not a curated record
UAGGAUCUGAAAGCAAGCAAGCAAGAGAGUGGGAUGACAAAAUAUAGUGAGUAUGGAGCAGAAUCUCAAACAUCCCACGCCCUCUUUCAAUGCCAUUCCUGAUGAUGCUGCACAAAAUCAAGAAAUUAGAAUUGUGAUGCAGUCUGAGGUUGACGCCUUUCAACCAACGCCCCUCCACCUUGCUUCAAAAAAUGGAGACAUCGACACCGUUCGAGCUUUGUUGGAGAAUAACACGAGUGCUUGCUUGGUUUACGAUAACAACGGGUUCAUUCCUCUCCAUUAUGCAGUAAUUAAUGGACAAGUCGAAAUCAUGAAAGAGCUUAUCAAUGCAAGGCCACAAUCUAUUUGGAUGAAGCUCAACGAUGGUCGUACUGUUUUACACUUAUGUGUAGAAGGUGACCAUUUAGAGAGUAUAAAGCUGCUUAUUGAAACAUUUAUGAAUCGGCAUGAAGGCUUCUUAAACACAACUGAUGACAAAGGAAAUACUAUUUUGGAUCUAUCAACGACACUCCGAAAAAGUGAGAUGGUAGGAUAUUUACUCUCGCUUUCGGAAGUAAAAACUAGAAUAAACACUCCAAAUGUUAGAAAAAGAAGUCUAGCAUCUCAAAAUUCCACAAAACAGAGACGAGAAUCUGCAUCAUUUAGAGUAGGGCGGUGGAAGACAUGGAGGAAGAAAUUGAAAUACAAAGGAGAUUGGGUUCAAGAAGUGCAAGGGAUAAUGAUGUUGGUGGCUACAGUGAUCGCAACCGUGACUUUUCAAGCCGGGGUGAACCCUGCAGGCGGUGUUUGGCAACAAGACACUCCAUACAAUUCCAACAACUACAUACAUGAAUAUUAUUAUAUGAGUGCUACGGUGAAAAAUGGGACAAUUCUCCCAGCUGGAAGUGCAAUUAUGGCAUACAGACGACCAUUAGAUUACUUGAUUUACUCAAUAGCAAACGUGGUCUCGUUCAUGGCCUCUGUGAGCGUGAUUCUGCUAAUCAUCAGUCGAGUUCCACUAAAAAAUAGGGUUUGUAGUUGGGUGUUAGUGUUGGCCAUGUGUGCGGCAGUAGUGUUCUUAGCCUUGGCAUUUCUACAAGGAUUUAUAAUGGUUAACCUCGAGCCUCUCGACCAACUUCCUGCAGUCAUGGGAUAUUAUUUAGCGUUCGGGUUGGUCGGGUUGGUUGGUCUAAUCCAUUUAAUUCGUUUUCUUGUUUGGGCGGUCAAGAGCUUAUUAUGUUGUUUCACCUCUAAGUUUAAAGCCCACAGCUUUAAAUGUAUCUUAACUUAAAUAUUAUAUAAAUUCAAUCAAACUAUGAUUC